CUCCUCAACAACAAUCUCAACAACAGGUUUAUGCUCAGACCAUUGCUUAUCCAACACCUCCAUCUAGUUCUUCAAGUUCUCGACGAGUCUCCGCCUAUUUUAAUAUACCAACCACUACUUCUUCCUCUUCAUCAAAUUCAUCAAACAUGGUAUACUCUAGUCAUUCUUCACAACAAUCUUAUGAAGUACGACAAACUUUUACCAACGUUACUGUAAGAAAUACACAACCUCAAUAUGUUAUGGAUCCAGUUGGUGUAUUUUAUACAAGACGUGUUCAAUCUAGUCUUAUCAAUGCUCGGUCAGCUUCUUCGGGAUUCCCUGUUAAUAAUAUGUCAUUCACUACAACCGUUGUAUGA
Molecule: messenger RNA, 356 nt
Organism: Racocetra persica
Lineage: Eukaryota; Fungi; Glomeromycota; Glomeromycetes; Diversisporales; Gigasporaceae
Source: the annotation of a GenBank genome assembly